This is a messenger RNA of Amaranthus tricolor (Joseph's coat), 2261 nucleotides long. Its product is annotated as UDP-glycosyltransferase 74E1-like. Gene Ontology annotation, molecular function: UDP-glycosyltransferase activity. The transcript is spliced from 4 exons. NCBI's taxonomy places the organism in Eukaryota, Viridiplantae, Streptophyta, Magnoliopsida, Caryophyllales, Amaranthaceae. The record is from RefSeq and is a predicted model, not a curated record. Bases 561 to 2024 code for a protein of 487 amino acids.
GUCUGAAUGGUCUGGUCCGGGUUUUUUAUUUUUAAAACGGUUUACGGUCCGAUCCCGGUUUUUAAAUUUGUAGACCAAACCGGACUAAUAAACCGUAAUAAACUCUAAUAUUAGGGGUUAGGGCUAUCCUGAUUCCUGCUGCCGUAAAUUACGAAAAGGCAAAAGCUGUUUCCUUCUCCCAUUCUCCUCUCUUCCUCGCCUCCUGCCCAGGUCUGAGUCUCUGAAGUCUGAUUCCUCGCAUCCUCUCUAUUUCCUCGCCUCCUUCAAGGCUUCAACUCUUCAAGCUUCAACCCAUCGACAGUCGACAGACGCCAGACGCCAAUCGACAAACGACCUCCUUCAAAGACGCCUCUGCUUCUGUGGUUCUUCGAGGCUUCGACGCUCCUCCUCCAAUCUUCAUUCUCCAAUCUCACCAGUCACCACGGAAUCAAGUGUAGAAUCUCGUAAUACAAAUUCUACGGCUUCACUCGACGGCUGCUGUGGUGCUUCACUGAGUGCUGUGGGUCACCGGGUUGUUCGAAUAAUCCCUAAAAAUCGAUAUUUUUGAUUUUGUUUCAGGCAUGGAAAACAACCCGCAGCAGGAGCAGCAAAAACAGAAGCCAGAUGAAGCAAAAACAAAAAUGGAGGUAAUAGUAAUGCCUUAUCAUGGGCAAGGUCACUUAAACGCCAUGCUCCAAUUCGCCAAACGUUUAGCUUGGAAAGCCAAUGGUUCAAUCCACAUAACUCUCGCUACUACUCUUUCUACAUCUCAAAAGAUGAUCAAAUCAACUUCCGGUACAAAAAUGGAACAAUUUUUAACAACACAGAUCAUCUAUGAUGAUACUAAUGAUACCCAACUCAAUUUCUUGACUCGGAUGAAAAAAUUCGAAACCGAAGCAACCCAUCAACUGACCCGUGUCCUUUUAACUAAUCCUACCCCAAGUUUGUUGGUGUAUGAUGCUAAUUUGCCAUGGGCGUUGGAUAUUGCUAAGCAAUAUGGGAUAUUGGCGGCUGCGUUUUUUACUCAAGCUUGUGCUUAUGUGACGUCGUUUUAUCCAUUGUUUGUGGAAGAGUAUAAGGAUGAUGUUGAUCAUCCUGUUAUUGCUGCUGCUAAUCGAAAUUGUUUGGAUCAUUUGUCUAUAAAGGUGCCCAAACCGGAGGAGCUUGAAACAGGAUUACCCAAUAUUCAGGUCAACAAUCCUGAUUCUGAUUCUAACAAGAAAUCCAUUCAUCCAAUUAUUCGGAUGGUCAUUUCUCAUAUGAAGAAUAUCCAUCUAGCUGAUUGGGUUCUUUUCAAUUCAUUUGAUUAUCUUGAGGAUGAGGUUGUUAAGUGGAUGUCAAAUAUAUGGCCAGUAAUGACUGUAGGACCCACAAUACCAUCUGUAUACCUUGAUAAGCGUGUCGAAUAUGAUGUUGACUAUGGGUUUAACAUGUAUAAGGUGAAUAAUGAAUCUUGUAUGAGCUGGUUAAAUGCACAACAUGUUGCCUCUGUUGUUUAUGUUUCAUUUGGUAGUGCUGCUAGUUUGAGCGUAGAGCAAAUUUUGGAAAUAGCUGAGGCCUUGAAGCAGAUACCAAACAAUUUCUUAUGGGUGGUUAGAGAAACUGAGCAGAAAAAACUCCCUAAAGAUUUCAUUAGUGAAACAUCAGAAAAAGGUUUGGUAUUGUCUUGGUGCCCUCAAUUAGAUGUCUUGGCACAUGAAGCAGUUGGAUGUUUCAUUACUCAUUGUGGUUGGAAUUCGACAAUUGAAGCACUGAGCUUUGGGGUUCCAAUGUUGGCAAUGCCACAGUUCAUGGACCAAAUGGUCGAUGCUCAUUUUGUUGAUCAAGUUUGGGGUGUUGGAAUUAAACCCAAGGAAAAUGAAAACAAAUUAGUUACCUGCGAUGAAAUCAAGCAUUGCCUCGAGGAAAUAAUGCAUGGACAGAGAGCAGGGAAAAUCAAAGAGAAUGUGAAAAAGUGGAAAUCCUUAGCUAUAGAGGCAGUGAACGUUGGAGGCAGUUCAGAUAAGAACAUUGAUGAGAUGAUUAAUAAACUUGCAGCCUCAUAAUUCUUGUAUGUUAGCACUCUCGAGUCUUAGGUGUCAUGUAAUCCAUUGUAUUUGUUUUAAUGAGCUUAAUUUUCUUUUGAUGAUAUUCAAGUAUUUUUCAUUGAAUAAUAUACUUUUGCAAGCAAUUAAAAAGUUGGCAAGAGCAUUUAAUUGUUGUAACUUGUAUAAGUACUAUAUUGUUGAAUGUUUUUUCCAUUUCACAAUCAGUUUGUAAGGGUGAUAUUGGCUUGUGUAUUU